This is a messenger RNA of Xyrichtys novacula (pearly razorfish), 4334 nucleotides long. NCBI's taxonomy places the organism in Eukaryota, Metazoa, Chordata, Actinopteri, Labriformes, Labridae. The record is from the annotation of a GenBank genome assembly.
GUUUUGCAUGCUCUCCAGCAGAUGUGAUGUGUUCACUUUCAAAGUCACUCACUUUUAAAGCACACAUGCUAUUAAAAGAUACUAAUUUUCCCUUUUCUUCUCACUUCACCUUCAGGAGUGGAUCGAGAUGGCAUCUCACCUCAGUCCCUGCUGUCAGAUUAUUGUUGUGCUUCUGUGUUGCACACUGUGUUGUUGUAAUAUUUCAUGUAGAAAUGAAGCUGGCGAGCCUGUUGACUGGUGAGUUGAUCUAAGACAAUAUAACAUCGGGAUCAGUAAAGUUUGAAUGAGAUAAUACAGUUGGGUUAUUGGUUAAUGUGCUUGGCGGAUAUAUGUGAAAUUACUAGAAUCAAUUAAGAAUAUACAGUUUAGAUAUUCUGUGUUGUAAUCUGAAGAAUUAAUUCCUCCUUUCCCUCAAGGUUUAUUGUUUACAAACUGCCGCUGUAUAAAAUUGGUAAGGUGGGUAGUGGAGUGGACUACAUGUACAUGGACUCCUCAACUGAAGGUUGGCAGAUGAGUAAAUUCACGGUUAACAUCAGUCAAGGAGCCCUCUGGAGCACACUGAACCAGCUCUACAUGGGAAAGACCUAUGAGGUGAGAGCACGUCUUUUCUUGAGGCAGGUUUUAAACACUGCUUCCUGUGUGUGCGCAGAUAGAGACUCUUUUGAUCAGAGCUGAAGCUGGAGCCAGUUUGUAGAGUAGACACUCUUGGGGAACUAAGCUGAAGCUGGACAUUAACAUGCUUCCCCAGUAACAAGUUUAAAAAGACUUCUGCAUGUCAGUUUAUUUGUCAUCAUUUGCAGUCAGGACUGGAUAAGAUACUGAAAAGACAGAAAAAAUGCUAAAGGUUAUUUUUAAAAGGUAGUUUGGCGCUGUGGAAAACAUGUUAGGUGACGUGAUAGAUCCCAUUUCCACCUUUAUGUGGAAAAUAUGAGUUUUAUAAAGGCACAUUGACAAGCUUGGCCAACCCUGUGCUGACUGGAGCUUCAUAUCUCCAGUAAAGAGACAGAUCCUUUCUGUGAACUCUUGCAAUGACGGCGAACAAGAUGAUCGCAUCUAAUAAAAAGUUGAUAGUGUAUUUUGUUUGUUCUUUUGACUUCAGACAUUCACCGUUAUGCGACUCCUAGAUUUAUGUGUUCUCAUUUCAUAGUGUUAUUUUUAUUUAUUUAAUUUUUAAGCUAAACAUUUAUACUUAAAUGUUAAUAGUCAAAGUAGAUAUGAUUUGUGAUGACAGAAAUUGUAUUUAAUAGCACGUGUGUACACAUGCUCUGUAAAAUUAAGGGUCCCUGGUGGGCCAUCCCUUUUUUCAAAAGUCUUGUUACACCCUUGUUUAUCAAGAUCUAAAAUAACUGAAAUAAACGUGUGAUUACAGGAAGAUAAAAGAGUAUGCAUGAAUAGAUGCCUUAUGGUUUUGCUCUGUAUGUAUAAGCUACUUUUUAUUUUUAGUCUAACAGCUCAGUCUACGCUCUCUACAACGAUGCUCCUCCAAACAUGGAUUACAUCCGCGGAUAUGGACACACUAAAGGUAAAGUUAAAUGAGAAUUUUUUUUUUUUUCUUCCCAAUUUAGAUAAAAUUUCUUUAGCCGGAUAUAUCAAAUUGUGCCAGAUGGAAAAGGUAACCCUAAAUAAUGUUAUUUACAUGUUGUGUCAUAAUAUCCAGAGACGACAGACACAUUUGUGACACACAGCUCAGUGUGAAGAAUAAAAGGGUUCAAAUUUGAGGUUAAAUUUACACUCUACAUUGUGGUGUAUGUAAAUAAAAUAAAUCUGAUGUUUUCAUCACAUAAUACAAUUAUUAAGCUCUGUCUGAACCUGUGUAACAGAACCUCCCAGACACUGAUGCUAUGAAAUUGCCAAAAGGAGGAAACGGGCAAAGAGCAUCUGUCUGAUAACAGUUGUUGACUUUAGAUUAUUGACUGUCCCAACAUGACAUACAUCAGUGUGUUUUCCUGUGGAUAUGAGUAUAGUUUAGUGUAUAUUUAGUGCUGUUUGUGUGGAUCCUGCAGGGGCCCUGCUCUUUGACCGAACUCAAGGUUUCUGGCUGACACACAGCGUUCCACACUUCCCCUCGUUCCCCGAGGAAGGCUACAUCUAUCCUUCCUCGGGCAAAUUCUUUGGCCAGACAGCCCUCUGUGUAACCUACCAGUAUGAACAGCUUCUCCGCAUUGGUGAGUGAAUGAUGCAACAAGGCCUUGAUCACUCCAGGUCUGUACAAGUCCCUGAUUUCAACUUACAAAAUUCUGUUUGCUAAAAAUAAGACAACAUUUGCACAGGGACCAGGUCUUAUGUAAGACUAUCAAUCCUCUCAGUAGAGAUAGACAUCACUGCAAACAUGACAAACAAUUAUAAGUAUCUGCUGGUUGGAGGGUUUAAGAGUUACUCUCACAGUAAGAUAACAGACUAAAAGAAACUGACGUGAUGUUAAAUAAUAUGAUGAAAUGACACAUUUUUAGACAAGAGGGAGGAAGUGUCCAAUUAGUAAAAUAUGAUUUAAAAAAAGAGACAUGCACAAUUUGAGCACUGCUAAUGAGCUUUUUCACCAAUAAGGUGUGCUUUUGCAGAAUUGGACUCUUCAAGAGUCAUGACAGCUAACACCAUUUGUCUAGUCGUACUUUUCUAUAUCCUCAAAUCCAUUUUACCUCUAUGGUUGGAAGCUCUUGUGAAACAGGUAUAGACUUAAGGAAACCAAAUUGCACACCAUCAAUCAUAAUGCAAAACAACAACAAAAAAUAAACAGACUCUUUGAGGACGUUGAUACUAUUUUUGUGCAACCAGCCUCGGGGGUGACUUUAUUUACCGUCACAGGUGUUAGAUAAAUAACAAGAAAAACAAACAAACCAUGUAAAUAAUGUAGAAAAAUGUGUGAACUUCCAUAUAUCUACCACUUAAGUUAAGUAGGUUUUAAGUUGUCCAUCAGCAAAACAAUUUAGUCAGAUUAUAGAAGAGGAAACGUGAUUUUUAUAAUAAUUUCCUUUCACUCUUUAAGGUUUGCUAUUCAUGUCAAAGCCUGUGUUUGGUUUCCUUUACACAGAGUAUUUCCUCUCUCUCUUGAAUCUGCAGCACAGCAGAUGGCAUACAUCUACCCACGUUUCUAUAAUUGCUCUGUUCCUGAUGCAUUUGUUGCCGACCUGCUGCAGCUGGCUCAGAUAUGUGGUGGCACUAAACCACCACUUUUUUCAGACAAGAGAGUGGAGCAUCUUUCCUCAGUGGGCGGGGAGAAGUUCAUCAGUUUUGUUAAAUCUGAACGCUUUGUAGACGGUGAGAUACAGUUGUGUAUGGUUGGAUGUUUCUGUUUUACUUGUUUUGAUUAUUUGAGAAGAUGGGGGUAACAAGACCACUAUUGGUACUUUACUUUCAUGGGGAAUCUUUGAGAAAAAAACUUUUUUAAGAGCUUAAAAUUUCACAGACUGUCGACACACCUUGCUUAUGAGCCACCAUCAGUCAUUAUCAGCCACAAACACUCAAAAGUAUUUAGGCACACCCCACUCAAGGCUUUCUGAAGUACUCUCUCCUCUCAGUUUUUGUAGGUCACUGAUCUUAUCUGAUCUAAAGAUAAUAAGCCCAGAGUAUCAAGGCUGUAUUUUUAAUAAAGGCUGUUUUUGUUAUCUUAUUUGAAGCAGCAUUGCUAUGACUCUUAAUGAGGGAAUUUCAAGGAACAUGAAAUUGCUAGAACAAAAUUAAUCAUAACUUAGCAUCUGCUUUUUCUAUCUUUAAUAUUUCAUCUCAGUGAGCUGAACUAAUCCCCCUCAAUGGUCCCUCUUUCAGACAUCUACACGGGCUGGGUGGCUCAGGCCCUUGACGCUGACCUGCUGGUAGAGACGUGGCAGAGAGUGGGUCACGAGCUGCCCUCAAACUGCUCCCUGCCCAAACACGCCAUGAACAUCAAGAGAAUCAAGCUACCUUGGUCGGACCAGUUUAAGUCCAGCUACGACCACUCAAAGUGGUGUGUGUCACAGGCCUAUGAGGACCAGGUGACCUGCCUGGGGGAUCUGAACAGGGAAAAGGCCCAGAUGUGGCGAGGGGGCGGUCUAGUGUGCUCCUUUAACCCCUUGAUUUAUAAGGCCUUCAGACAAGCGGUGGACCAUUUCAUCAGCUGUUGAAUAAUAGCAAAGCUGCCUAUAAUCUGCCUAUCACUUUUUAUUAUUGCCUCUUAUAUUUAAGAAACUACAAUCUUAAUCAAAAACAAACUUACAAAACUCCUGUGAGGAACUUUCUGUCUGUGUUGAUUUUGGCACUUCUGUGGACCAAGCGGUAACUUGUCCAUGUUGCUCAUUUCAUGUUGUCCUUGAGAUAGUUGUGUUGAUUGACAAUAAAGGUUCCAUUUUUGUCCUUUGACA